AUGCGAGGGGCGAAGAAGCGCCAGGCGCUGCCCGCCAUCGUGCUCCUGCUGUUGGCCUCGGCCCCGCUACCGCCCGGCGCCGAGGGCAGGGACGUCCCCGCCGCGGGAACCGAGCGGGGAAAGCUCCUCGACCUCCUCCUGCAAGCCCUGGACGACGACGGCCGCCCGCUGCCGCCCCGCCCGCCGCGGCGGGACCGGCUGAUCUCCCGGCGCUACAGCGGCGGCGCCCCGCCGCCCGACCCCCGCCCCGUCGCCGCUGCUGCCCCUCGGCCACCCCCGGCUGCUGCCGCCGCCCCGCCGCCUCCCCGGCUCUUCGCCUCCGCCCGUGCUGGAGAAAUUUUUCCAAGAGAUUCCAGCCUAAAAGACAAAUUCAUUAAACAUUUCACAGGGCCAGUCACAUUUUCAUCAGAGUGCAGCAAGCACUUUCAUCGACUGUAUCACAAUACAAGGGACUGCUCAACACCAGCUUAUUAUAAAAGGUGUGCAAGGUUGCUAACAAGAUUAGCAAUGAGCCCUUUGUGUACACAGUCCUAGGAUGUUUGCUAUACUUCCUACUAAGGAGAGAAUUCUGAUUUGCCAAGAAAGUGCCUUGAAAUCUUCCAGGACAGAGAAGACAUCUUUUACCUUCUUGAUUUAUGUCAUUUUGUUACUAGAUGCAUUUUAUUUUCAUAUAUUUGUUGGACAUUCCAUAUUUGUGUAAAACAUUAUUUUAUUUUAAUUUGUAAAUUUGUUGCCUAUAGUUCAGACAAGCCACUUAUUUAAAUACAUUGUAUAUAAAGAAUACUAAUAAUAUACUGAUUAAAUGUUAUAAUCAUAUGCAGGGAGUUGGGAAAAUUUUGCUGUUUCUCUUGUUCCGUUGUAUUUACAUCAUUUUGCUCAGGCUCUUACUUUCAUUAUUUGCACUAACUUGAAAUGCAGAAGUCUAUGUAACUGAAAUCUGAAUAAGUUGUGGGGAAGUUUUACUUGCCAUGGAAGAUAUUUUAUAUUAUGAAGCUUUGUUAAUAUAUAUAUUAUUGCGCAUCAGAAAAAAAAAAUGCUCAGAAAUGCACCUUGCUUUCAGGAACAACUGUAUGACUAUUCUGGAUUAUCAUCAGUUACAUUUGUACUGGCACUUAUGGAAAGAGUUGCAAAUAAUGUAAAUAUAAAGACUGGAAAACUGCAAUGCAGUUUUGAUGGAAUAAAGAAC
Molecule: messenger RNA, 1186 nt
Organism: Coturnix japonica (Japanese quail)
Lineage: Eukaryota; Metazoa; Chordata; Aves; Galliformes; Phasianidae
Gene: ALKAL1
Product: ALK and LTK ligand 1
Biological process (GO): positive regulation of ERK5 cascade; positive regulation of ERK1 and ERK2 cascade
Molecular function (GO): receptor tyrosine kinase binding; receptor signaling protein tyrosine kinase activator activity
Source: RefSeq, a predicted model, not a curated record